Lasiodiplodia theobromae is the source of this 1263-nucleotide messenger RNA. RefSeq lists its product as uncharacterized. Gene Ontology annotation, molecular function: FAD binding; monooxygenase activity. The transcript is spliced from 6 exons. Lineage: Eukaryota; Fungi; Ascomycota; Dothideomycetes; Botryosphaeriales; Botryosphaeriaceae. The record is from RefSeq and is a predicted model, not a curated record. The coding region runs from base 1 to 1263 and encodes 420 amino acids.
AUGCCAAUCAAGAUCAUCAUUGUUGGAGGCGGCAUAGCUGGCCUCACGGCCGCAGCAGCUCUUCGAAGGAACGGUCAUGAGAUCAAGAUUUUCGAGCAAUCGUCGUUCUCGAACGAGGUCGGCGCGGCUGCCAACCUGCCGCCCAACGUCAUGCCCGUCCUACGCCAGAUUGAGGCAGACGAGAACAUCAUGAAACCUAACCAGGCCUACGCUCUUCGAGUCGUACCAAAAGAUGGGAAGCAGCCGAUAAUUGCCAUGGAUCCCGGUAUGUUCGAAGCGGAGACGGGAAUUAAGGCUCGCUGGCUGCUCUCGCACCGGGCCGACAUCCAUGCAUGCCUACGUGACGCAGCAACACGGCCGAUCCCCGGCACCAGCACGCCCGCGUUCCAUUUGUCGUCUCAGGUCGUCGCCGUGGACGCGCAGGCAGGCACGGUCACCUUCCAGGACGGCACCACGGAGAGCGCGGAUCUGAUCAUCGGCGCCGACGGCCUCCAUUCCGUAUCGAUCAAGGAAGUAAUCGGCGAGCCACCUGUUAUCAACACCGGGCAGAACUGCUUCCGCUUCCUCGUGCCGACCGAGAAGGUCCUCAACAACCCGCGGACCCGGUCCUUCAUCACACGCGCCGGAGUCAACACUCUCGACGCCAUCUUCGACAACGAGGCCAAGCUCAAAUGCAUGAUCUACCCCUGCCGCCAGGGAUCGCUGUUAAAUCUGCUCGUCAUCCACCCAUCCGAGCACACCAACGCGGACCUACAAGGCGGCUGGCACAGCCCAGGCUCGAUGGAAACCCUCAAGACGAUGAUGAGCGGCUACUACCCGCAGCUGCAAGAAGUCGUCGCCAUGGCCGAGGACCUGAAGCUGUGGAGCUUCUCGACCCGCGACCCGCCACCGACGUACCACAAGGACCGCCUCGUCCUGAUCGGCGACGCCGCGCAUCACAUGCUAUCCCACUACGGCCAAGGCGCCGUCCAGGGCAUGGAGGACGCCGGCGCGCUUGGCGUGCUGCUCGACGCGACGACGACGCCGGCUAAUCUUCCCGCACGCCUCAAGGCGUGGAACACGAUGAGGUAUCCGCGCGGCACGGCCGUUGCGAUUUUUGGCCGCACGGAUCUCAGUCAGAUUGAUACGGUGUUGCCGCUUGCGAAGAAGUUCGUCCCGGGCGUUGAGAAGCCGGCGGAUAUGACGAAGUGGUUGUGGGCGUAUGAUGUGGUCGAGGAUGCGAAGGAAACGCUUGAGGAGCUGAAGAGGGAGGGCGAGGUGUAG